AGGCGGCCCGCCCCUGGGAUCGCGCUCGCGCCGCCGCUGAGGGGAUUGAAUUGAGGCGCCGCGGCUGCGGGAGGCGAAAAGGAAGGAGGAGCCGCCGCGCGAGUGCGACGGGGGCAGAGCCGUAGAGAUCGACUCAGAAGGAAACCGGGAGGAGGAUGUCUCACAGAGCGGCCAGCGUCCGGAUCAGCGAGUGACUCUUAACAGCGGCGGGCCUCAGACCCCAGCGCGGACUCGGACUUUGUCUUUGGGGGCCCCUACUCUGCCCUUCUAGUUUCCGGCAAGAUUGCAGAGGAGCCGGCGAGCCUCUCUGCCCUCCAGCUUUCCUCACCAUGUCCAAGAUGCCGGCCAAGAAGAAGAGCUGCUUCCAGAUCACUAGUGUCACCACGGCCCAGGUGGCCACUAGCAUCACCGAGGACACUGAGAGCCUGGACGACCCGGACGAGUCACGUACAGAGGACGUCUCCUCCGAGAUAUUCGACGUUUCUCGGGCUACGGAUUAUGGCCCUGAGGAGGUCUGCGAGCGCAGCUCCUCGGAAGAGACGCUCAACAAUGUUGGGGAUGCCGAGACUCCCGGGACCGUCUCCCCAAACCUCCUCCUGGACGGGCAGCUGGCGGCCGCGGCGGCUGCUCCCGCCAACGGAGGAGGAGCCGUUUCGGCCCGGAGCGUGGCUGGGGCGCUGGCCAGUACCCUGGUGGCGGCCGCCACCUCGGCCCCCUCCUCCGGGGCACCUGGCGCCCCGCCGGUCGCGGGCUCGUCUGCCGGGCCCGGGACCGCAGCCGCAUCACAGCCCCCCACCACUUGUAGUUCCCGUUUUCGCGUGAUCAAGCUGGACCACGGGAGCGGGGAGCCCUACCGCCGCGGCCGAUGGACGUGUAUGGAAUACUAUGAGCGGGAUUCAGACAGCAGCGUCCUGACCAGGUCCGGGGAUUGCAUUAGGCACAGCAAUACUUUUGACCAGACUGCGGAACGGGACAGCGGCCUGGGCGCCACCGGAGGGUCGGUGGUGGUGGUGGUGGCCUCCAUGCAGGGGGCGCAUGGGCCCGACUCGGGAACUGACAGUUCCUUGACUGCUGUGUCACAGCUACCCCCGUCGGAGAAAAUGAGCCAGCUCGCCCCGGCCCAGCCGCAGAGUUUUGGCGUUGGGCAGCCACAGCCACAGCCACCGCCGCCCGUAGGUGGGGCUGUGGUUCAAAGCGCGGCUCCAGUGCCGCCGUUCCCGGGAGCCGCGGCCGGGCCACAGCAAAUGAUGGCAGCCCCGCAGCCGAGCCAGCCCCAGGGAACCGGCCCCUGCGUCCUCCCGCAGGGGCCCAACGGACCGGGGCUGCCGCUGACGAAUGUAACCCUGACGCAGCCCGGAGUGGCCCUGCCGCAGCAGCCAGGCCCGGCCGUCAGCGCUACUGCGACGCAGCAGCCCCAGCCGUUCGCGUACCCCCAGCCUCAGCUACCGCCCGGACACUUGCUGCCAGUCCAGCCCGCGGGUCAGAGUGAGUACCUACCGCAGCACGUGGCCGGCCUGCAGCCACCUAGCCCCGCGCAGCCCUCGUCCACCGGCGCCGGAGCGAGCCUUGCCACGGCUGCCAGCCUUCCAGUGGGCACCAGCCAGAAUGCCGCCUCGGUGGGGGCGCAGAUAAUGGGCGUGUCUUCCUUGCCCAGUGAAGCUGUGGCCCCGGGGCCGGGACCCGCACCAGGCGGACAGGCCGCGCCUGGUCAGCCGGCCGGAGUGCCCAUGGCUGCCGUGGGAUGCGCCGUGCCGCCGGGCCUGGUUCCCCCUGGGACCGGGCAGCCCCAGUCCGUGCCUCCGCCGCAGAUGGGUGGCAGUGGUGCGCCGUCAGUCGUGCCUGGCGGCCCCCACGCCGUGCUGCCCGGAGUUCCAAACGUGCCUGCAGCCGUGCCCGCUCCAAGCGUGCCUAGUUUGUCUACCACCUCUGUUACUAUGCCAAAUGUACCCGCGCCUCUGGUCCAGCCGCAGCAGCUGAGCAGCCAUACGCCAGUCAGCAGGAGCAGCAGCAUAAUCCAACAUGUUGGGCUGCCCUUAGCGCAAGGCACACCCAGUGCACCAACAAGUCUACCACAGUCUGACCUAAGCCAGUUUCAGACUCAGACCCAACCUUCAGUCGGGCAAGUUGACGAUACUAGAAGAAAAUCAGAACCCCUACCUCAACCACCACUUUCUCUCAUUGCUGAAAAUAAGCCUGUUGUGAAGCCUCCUGUUGCAGAUGCCCUGGCAAACCCCCUUCAGUUAACACCUAUGAACAGUCUGGCCACCUCUGUAUUCAGCAUAGCUAUUCCUGUUGAUGGUGAUGAAGACAGGAAUCCUUCAACUGCUUUCUACCAAGCGUUCCAUUUGAACACGUUUCAGGAAUCAAAGAACCUCUGGGAUAGUGCAUCUGGGGGAGGUGGUGUAGCCAUUGACAACAAAAUAGAACAAGCAAUGGAUCUGGUGAAAAGCCAUUUGAUGUAUGCAGUAAGAGAAGAAGUGGAAGUUCUAAAGGAACAAAUAAAAGAAUUAGUUGAAAGAAACUCUUUACUUGAACGAGAAAAUGCACUGUUAAAAUCUCUUUCCAACAAUGAUCAAUUAUCCCAGCUCCCAGCCCAACAGGCCAAUCCUGGUAGCACUUCUCAACAGCAAGCAGUGAUAGCACAGCCUCCGCAGCCAGCGCAACCUCCACAGCAGCCGAAUGUCUCCUCAGCAUAAAGCUUUCUUGCCUCAUUAAGAAAAAACUGAAAGCAAUCUAUCCUUGUGUGCCACUGGUAUUCUUUCCACUUUAUACGAAAGCAAGUAGCCAUGCUUUGGUUGUGUGUUUGGCCUUUUCAGUAUUAGACAAUCAUUCUACAGGAGCUUUUCCUCCCUUUGAGAUGUCAUGCAGCGCUGUUGGUGUCCAGUUUUAUGUCAUCAGUACACGAGGAGUAUAAUAGAUGGGGUUUAUUAAAGCAAGCAAAGUCUGCAUUUUAUCUGGUGCGCAUGAGUGGGGUCUUUUAAGAGCUUUGGUGGCUCUCUCGUUUUUCCUAUCAUCCAUGGAUUUACCCUGAGCCUUCCUAUCACAUUCUAAAUAACAGUUCAUCUAAAGAGCCACUUUUCUUUCAAUACCAGUAACAUUUGCCUACUUAAGUUUUCAUUUAUUUGUGUUUUAUUUAUUACAGGGCUGCUAUUUUCAUAAUGUACAUGAACAAUGUCACAGAACUUUUUUAAUUUUUUUUUUGAAUAAUUAUAAGUGUCAGUAAAGGAUUUGAAAGACAGGAUUGCAUUUAAUAGAUAAAACGUUUAGGCAAUAAUUGAACAAAAGAAUCCUGGCAUAUUUCUAACACUAAUGGCAAUUUACCUUCGGUAUUUAUUUUCAGUAGUAAAGACCCAGCUUGAAUGUAAAUUUUGUAUAGUGUAAGUAUGAAGAACAUAGUGCAACUGUACAGGUAGUCACCAGUUAUUGUGAUAUAAUAAAUAAUUGGGCUAUUUUGAUGAAGAAAACUUUGUUCAUUUGUUUCUACUUUCUAAUAGAGAAAUUGCCACGAUUCCUCUGCUUUUUGACAUUUCGUAUGACUUUCUUUUUUCGGGUGGGAAUAAAAAGCUGUGAAAUUGUUCAACCUACUUUGUAACCAAAGAAGCAAAGCUGUGUAAUGGAGUUUUUUUUAUAAUGCACAUUCUUUAUGUAUUUUUAUUUAGUGUUUCCUCGGUCACAAUUUUCUUUGCUGUCUAGCAUGAUCUGCAUGACCUAUAAUCUUUGAACCACUUUCGUACCUCAUGUUUUUAUCCAGCACUCUUAUUGUAAUAUGUACUAGUCUGUGAACAAUGUCAAAUAAAAAAGAACGAACAGGUAGUAUGGUGGAGCUGAGCUAGUGUACUAUACACUAGUUGUAAAAAAAAAAAAAAAAAAUGAAGUGAGCCAUCUUUUGUUCAUUUAAAAUGGUGUUUUGAAUUUCGUAUGCAGAAAACAUUUUGUUACAUUGCAGAUUUUAAUGUAUUUAAUAAAUGCAACAUGCAGAUUAAGUGCAGUGUAUACUGAGUAUUUAAAUUAAAAUGUACAUUUCAUAAAUACAGUUUCAAGAGAAAGCAUCAUUUUGUGUAUACUAACACAUUAAGUGUAUGUCAGAAAUUGAUGUAUAAAUAUAUAUUUUAACACAUUUUCUGAAAUUAAACUGCAGUUUUGUUGAAA
Molecule: messenger RNA, 4149 nt
Organism: Lontra canadensis (Northern American river otter)
Lineage: Eukaryota; Metazoa; Chordata; Mammalia; Carnivora; Mustelidae
Gene: TSC22D2
Product: TSC22 domain family member 2
Exons: 4
Coding region: 330-2696 (788 amino acids)
Biological process (GO): regulation of transcription by RNA polymerase II
Source: RefSeq, a predicted model, not a curated record